Daucus carota subsp. sativus is the source of this 1502-nucleotide messenger RNA. Its product is annotated as WRKY transcription factor 72A-like. The transcript is spliced from 4 exons. Gene Ontology annotation, molecular function: sequence-specific DNA binding; DNA-binding transcription factor activity. The record is from RefSeq and is a predicted model, not a curated record. Gene Ontology annotation, biological process: regulation of DNA-templated transcription. Bases 8 to 1351 code for a protein of 447 amino acids. NCBI's taxonomy places the organism in Eukaryota, Viridiplantae, Streptophyta, Magnoliopsida, Apiales, Apiaceae.
UCAAUAUAUGGCAACUGCUUUGCAAAUACGCUCCAAGAUUAAGGAAGAGGUUGCUCUUGUACCAGAGAUACCUAAGUCGAAAUCAAGUGAAUCACCAGCUCAAGAAAUGGAUGAAACUAGAGAAGAAAUGGAUCAUAUUAGAGAAGAUGAUCUGGUGGCUCUUUGCCUAGGAAGAUCUUCAUUGUCUGUAGCCAAAAACAAGGAUCAUCUUCCGAAAGCUAGCAAACAAGAAGAUGAUAGUUUGAACCAAGGGCUCGUGCUAAGGUUGGAUGGGAGAUCAUAUGAGUAUUCAGGGGAUCAGAAUGAUGCAGGAGUCUCAAAGAGCCAAAGUCCCACAAAGAUCGAAGAAGAAUCUGAAACUGAUCAAAAAUGGGGUUCAAGUAUAGGAUUAAAGGCGGCGAGAAGCGAGGAAGAUGAAGCUCUCUUGCAGCAGCAUCCUGCGAAGAAAGCUAGAGUUGCUGUCAGGGCAAUAUGCAAUGGCCCAACGAUGAACGAUGGCUGUCAAUGGCGAAAAUAUGGACAGAAAAUAGCGAAAGGAAAUCCAUGCCCUCGAGCCUAUUAUCGGUGCACAAUGUCAACCUCAUGCCCUGUCAGAAAACAUGUGCAGAGAUGUCAGGAGGACUUGUCGAUCCUCUUAACAACCUACGAAGGAUCACACAACCACGGGCUCCCCCCUGCAGCCACAGCAAUGGCAUCCACCACUUCUGCUGCGGUUUCCAUGCUGAAAACCUCCUCAACAUCCACCUCACAGCCAAGCCUUAGCCUCCCCUCCGCGACCUCUGCCACCACCAAAUUCCCUCCAUUUUAUGCCCCUAACACAACAAUUUCGACGUCUCAGUCACACCCUACAAUCACCCUAGACCUCACCACACCAUCCGCCUACUCGCAUUACAACAAGUACUCAUCAACCUUCUUACCUCCUCACCACACAACAUAUUCCCCUGCUGCAUCCCUCAACUUCUCUGCUUCCUCCUCGUCCUCAUCCGCCUCAUUCGAGCACUGGAGAAACCAGAGCAUAUCAUCCUCCUCUUAUGCCUCAUUAUACAACAGAACAGAACUCCAAUUGCCAUUAAUGCCUCAUAAGAACAAUUUUAUUAAUCAAACUCAACCGCAGUUUUCUAUAGAGAAAAUCGCGGAUGCAACAAAGGAAAUCACAUCGAACCCGAGUUUCCAAUCUGCAUUGGCAGCUGCAAUUUCAUCAAUAGUUGGAAAAAAGAGUGGUGGCAUUGCAGAAACCAUGCAAUCACAGUUUGCUACAAGUCAUUUCAAUUCGAUUUUUCCACAAGCUGGGAACCUGAAGUUUGAUUUCUCUCCAUUUGCUUCAAGUAAAGGUGACUUUAGGAAGUUGUAAAUUCGAAGAUGUGUAAAACAUUAGGAGUAAAGUUAAUCUCAAGGUUCAGUUUUGGUCCUGUAAUAUAUUUCUUCCCCUGUAAAAGUUGAUAUUAUGAUCUGUACAUUUAUAUCAGGAUGAUUAAUAUAAUGAAAUUUACGUGAAUUAAGAA